AUGAGUUUCCAUUUAAUUAAGCAGCUGAGAGGCAUGAGUGUGGUGUUAGUGCUACUUCCCAUGGUGCUGGUUGUCGUGCUGGCGGGGGCUCAGCGAGCGUGCCCCAAGAACUGCAGAUGCGAUGGCAAGAUUGUGUACUGCGAGUCUCACGCCUUCAGAGACAUCCCUCAGAACAUUUCUGGAGGGUCUCAAGGCUUAUCGUUACGGUACAACAGCAUCCAGAAGCUUAAAUCAAAUCAGUUUGCGGGCCUGAAUCAGCUCAUAUGGCUUUAUCUUGACCAUAAUUACAUCAGCUCCGUGGAUGAGGAUGCGUUUCAGGGGAUCCGCAGGCUGAAGGAAUUAAUUCUAAGCUCCAACAAAAUUACCCAUCUGCACAACAAAACGUUUCACCCGGUCCCCAACCUCCGCAAUCUGGACCUCUCGUACAACAAGUUGCAGGUGCUUCAGUCUGAGCAGUUCAAGGGCCUUCGUAAGCUCCUCAUCCUGCAUUUGCGCUCCAACUCCCUGAAAACCGUGCCCAUCCGCGUUUUCCAAGACUGUCGCAACCUUGACUUUCUGGAUUUGGGCUACAACCGCCUGCGGAGCUUAUCCCGUAACGCUUUCGCCGGCCUUUUGAAGCUGACGGAGCUCCACUUGGAGCACAACCAGUUUUCUAAGAUCAACUUUGCCCACUUUCCACGCCUCUUCAACCUGCGCUCGAUUUAUUUGCAGUGGAAUAGGAUCCGCUCCAUCAGCCAAGGGUUAACGUGGACUUGGAGUUCCUUGCACAACUUGGAUUUAUCAGGCAAUGACAUUACGGGGGUAGAGCCUGGGACCUUCCAGUGCCUCCCCAACCUGCAAAAGCUGAACCUGGAUUCCAACAAACUCACCAACAUCUCUCAGGAGACCAUCAACACGUGGAUCUCGCUCAUCUCCAUCACUCUCUCCGGAAAUAUGUGGGAAUGUACUCGAAGCAUUUGCCCUCUGUUUAAUUGGCUUAAGAAUUUCAAGGGAAAUAAAGAGAGCACUAUGAUAUGCGCAGGCCCUAAACACAUCCAGGGCGAAAAGGUGAGCGACGCUGUGGAAACAUAUAAUAUCUGUGCUGAAAUCCAGGUGGUGGUUACCGAAAGGUCCUACCAGACACCCAAAACCCCUCAGAGACCUGUCUUCAUUCCUAAACCUACCGUUUCCAAACUGGAGAGCAACCAGCCCACGUCUGCUGUGCCCAGCCCUUCCGCAGAGCUCCCGACGCCCGGGGUGGAACCAGAGUACGAGCACGUUUCCUUUCACAAAAUCAUCGCGGGGAGCGUGGCCCUCUUUCUUUCCGUGGCCAUGAUUUUGUUGGUUAUCUACGUGUCGUGGAAGCGGUACCCGGCCAGCAUGAAGCAGCUCCAGCAGCACUCGCUCAUGAAGAGGCGCAGGAAAAAGGCCCGAGAGUCUGAAAGGCAAAUGAACUCCCCUUUACAGGAGUAUUACGUGGACUACAAGCCAACAAACUCUGAGACCAUGGAUGUAUCGGUUAAUGGAUCUGGGCCCUGCACCUAUACCAUCUCUGGCUCCAGGGAAUGCGAGGCUCUGCCCGGCAGCGGGGAGAUUUUACACAAAGGCUUUGAACUCUCUGCUCCGGCUUUUCUCCAUCCAGCAAAGGUUCCUCACCACAUGAAGACUUUACCCUACUACAGUUACGACCAACCGGUGAUCGGCUACUGCCAAGCUCACAAGCCUCUCCAUGUAAAUAAGGGGUACGAUACCAUGUCCCGGGAGCAGGCGGAGACAACCAACCUGGAACUCAGUCGAGACCACAGCUUCAUCGCCACCAUCGCGCGUUCGGCGGCUCCUGCCAUUUACAUCGAGAGAAUACCAAACUGAGGGUGGCCACGGCUUCUCCGGGGGCGGAGUGGGGAGUGCUUUUGAGAGGGACCUUUUCAUCUCACAAGAGACCGAGGCAAGAAAACUUAAAAAAUCUACCAUUCCAGUUCCAAAUGUCCCAACACAGACAAAGGGAAGGGGGAUAAAAAAGCAAACUCCGCAGACUGUGGAAGCGCUCCCUCGCAGUACACACUGAGAACUUCAGGAUUUUCUUUGCUUUAAACUUUCAAACAAAUUCCUCAAUGUAAAUAUUAAAAAAGAGAGAUUGUCAAGUUCUUAUUAAAAAAAAAAGAAAAAAAUAGAUUUCACUCUAGCUACAUAAAGGGAUGGAUUAAGAGUUUUGUUUGUAUAUUUGAUUUUUCUACAUUGCACGGUUCCAGGGAAGGAGAACCACAGGUAAAAAAUAAAAGGGAUGGGGAGGGCAAGGGUUUGGGCGGGGUGGGUCAGCCAUGUUUCCUUAUUAAGUGUUUAUUACUCUUCAAAGAUUCGUUUAAUAUUUUUUGUUCUUUUUAAACGAACAAAAGAUAGAUAUAUAUUUUCUUUUUUCUUUUUCUUUUUUUGUUGUUGGUUUUUUGGUUGUUUUGGUUUUUUUUUAAAGUGGUCAAGCGCUAAUAUUUCAAACUUCAGACAUGGGCAUUAAAGCUUAUGUUGAACCAAAAGGACAUUGGCAAUUGAUGCAGCAGAAACAAAGAAACUUGGGUGCAUGUACAUUUAAGACACAGGCUGUACACUACGGAGGGUGCUUUUGAUUUUUACUAUCUUCAUUGUGCUUCAUUGUUGACACUAUAAUUACUUUUCGGGCUCUAAAAAAAAGGGAAAACAUGCAACAGAGUUAACGACUCUCAUAUUUACAGUCCAGCGGUGCUUGUUAAGCAAAAUUAAUGGACGUUUGGGAACCAAAAUGGAAGUGAUGUGCUUGAAACGGAUCAGAAGGAAAAAAUCUUUUAAAGCGAGAGCAUUUGGUGCAACUCACUGGCUGACACAAUUUCUAAAACACAGGAGAAUGUGUAACAUUGUUUUUUUGUUUUUUUAAUUAAUUAUUAUGAUCAGUUAGUUUUUGUGUAGUUUUUAUCAAUAAAAUGACGACAAAAAAAAAAAAAGUGGUGGAAAAAAAAAAUAAACAUAUUAUUUUGU
Calidris pugnax (ruff) is the source of this 2982-nucleotide messenger RNA. RefSeq names its product leucine rich repeat transmembrane neuronal 4 (gene LRRTM4). Bases 1 to 1848 code for a protein of 615 amino acids. The record is from RefSeq and is a predicted model, not a curated record. Gene Ontology annotation, molecular function: protein binding. The transcript has 4 exons. NCBI's taxonomy places the organism in Eukaryota, Metazoa, Chordata, Aves, Charadriiformes, Scolopacidae.